CUCAAGGAAGGCUGUCUACCUCCAGCUCUCAGCGCGACGUAGCCAGCUAUGCAGCCACUAGCAGCUCCGAUGAGUGGGAGCGAGAGAUAGAGCGAGCGUUCCGUCGAUCAGGCCUUCAUUCAACUCCAGCCACUUCGAUAGUCACAGCGAAGUUCAUCGCUGUUCUCUACAGAGGAUGAAUAGCAGUAACGUAAGCGAGCUACCCAGCAUUCGGUGAUGGAAUUGGAAGAAGGGGUCCCCAGGUCCACCUACCAGGCGACCUUUAAUCACAGUUUACUCAAUAAUCAGACCCCAACAGACUAUUCGGUCCACUACUCGGAUAUGGACCAAAAUGAGUCUCUGGAUGCCAACUCAACCAAGGCCCUUGCUCUUCCCAUGUACUAUUCCGCUGAUUUUAGGAUUAUAGCAGCGACAUUAAGUGCCAUCGUGUUCACCGUUGGCUUCGUUGGCAACACAUUGGUGGUGAUUGUGAUUGCACGUACCAGGAGCAUGCAUACCACGACCAAUUGCUACCUUCUGAGUCUCGCUGUGGCUGAUUGCAUUGUCUUGCUUUCAGCAACUCUACCUUCCAUCCCGGAACCGUUCUUUCAAGUUAACGAAUGGCCCUUUGGAAGGGCCUUGUGUUCCAUUUUGAUAUUUUUCCAGUUUGUUGGUGUAAACGCAUCAUCGCUGUCUAUCACUGCUUUUACAAUCGAGCGUUACAUUGCGAUAUGCCAUCCGAUGAGGGCCCAAACUAUUUGUACGGUGUCACGGGCUAAAAGGAUCAUAGGGGUGCUGUGGUUGAUGACCCUCACGUAUUGUUGUCCUUGGUUAGGGCUUACAGAUGUCCAGUCUAUCCAACAGUUGAACGGACUUACUAUUGAAAAGUGUGACUUCCGCUUACAUCGCGCGUCUUACCUUGUGUAUUUCUUGACAGACCUCAUCAUUUUUUAUGUCAUUCCCUUCAUCAUUGCCGCUGUUCUCUAUUGCCUGAUUGGAAGGAUAUUAUUCAUGAGUACUUUACCUAAAAACCUGGAAAGAAACGCUCGCAGUGGAUCCGACUGGAGCUCUAAACGUCAUACUAAUUCCAGAAUACAGGUGGUGCGGAUGCUGAUAGUUGUUGUGUUCGUCUUCGCAACGUUGUGGAUGCCGUACCGAGUGAUGGUUGUCUAUAACUCCUUCGCCAGGAAGAAAUACUUGGACCUGUGGUUUCUCUUGUUCUGUAGAACCAUGGUGUACAUCAAUAGUGCCAUUAAUCCAAUCCUCUACAAUGCCAUGUCGGUCAAGUUCCGUCGUGCCUUCAAGAACCACUUGUGCUGUGGUGACAAGAAGUCUCAGGUCCCAACCUACAUGUACAGCGAAAUGGCGACCGAGUCAAUGGCGCGUCGGCAAACAGUAAUAGGUCGUCCCUCCCACGACGUAAGGACAAAUGGGAAGGGGUGUGGGGAACAAAGAUACACUUAGCCCCGCCUCCCCCCAAGUCGGACAGGUGACACACGGCCAUUAUCCUAGCAGGGUAGCCCAUCCCAUCAUGCCCAAAUUUGGUAGUCAGAUGUAUCGCUUGUGUAUUUUGAGUCGUAGUGAUGUUUUGUGGCGUAGAUGCAUGGUGAAAUAAGUGUAAGCACAUUUAUUUAUGUAUUUAUUUAUAGUUGCCUGAUGUGUCCAUUUACCAUUUUACCCAUUUAUCUCAUAAACACUAAUAUGGGCAGAUAUCCAGAGUCAUAGCGCACAGCGGUGGUUGUGGCGUCGCUAUUGGUUCAACGUACCUCCGGUAUGCUGGAAAUACGUGAUGGCUGGUUCGAAUUACAAAUUUGCUUUUUAGAAUUCUUUUAAGCGAUAAAACUGAAAUAUGGGAGUGGUUGAGGCUUUACGCCGCUCUCACAAUUCCAUCAAUAUUACGGUUUGGACAUUAGAAAUCGGUUUCACGCAUGAGAGGAAUCGAACCCAGACUUUAGGUGUGACGUGAGACGUGAUGUGUAAAACACUAGGUUACACCACCACGCCUUAAUUACUAAGACGGUGUUAAAUGCUCUACUGCAUACAAGAAAUAACUUUUUGAGUUUUUUUCUAUAUUAAAGAAUUUGCUUUAAUAUGUAAUUUGGAAUUCAGAGUGGAAAAGAGGAUUUGAUUUUUCCCCCAUUUGCAUAAUUGGAGUUAUCCAGCCUCAUGUAAGAAUGUCGAGUUUUGAUUGGUUCACGUGACUGAUAAAAUACCAUGUACACCCGAGC
This is a messenger RNA of Haliotis rubra (blacklip abalone), 2207 nucleotides long. RefSeq names its product thyrotropin-releasing hormone receptor-like. Gene Ontology annotation, biological process: G protein-coupled receptor signaling pathway. Lineage: Eukaryota; Metazoa; Mollusca; Gastropoda; Lepetellida; Haliotidae. The record is from RefSeq and is a predicted model, not a curated record. The transcript is spliced from 3 exons. Gene Ontology annotation, molecular function: thyrotropin-releasing hormone receptor activity. Bases 217 to 1443 code for a protein of 408 amino acids. Gene Ontology annotation, cellular component: membrane.